UGUCAUUUUGCGACCGAAGACGAUGCAAAACAGUGAUGGAUGACUAAGUUCUAUACAGUUGACUGCAGAACGUAUCCCUGUUUGCUACGUUACCAGGUUUCCGGGACUCACAGUGUGGUUCUUGCAGAGAAGGGAUGUACAGGAAGUUAAUCUAAUUCAUUGUAUGCAGAUCCCGACUUUUGUUUGAUUGGGCAGUUCAGAUCAAUCCUGUCCCUAUCUCAUACCCUUACUUAGAUAGUUAAACAGAUGCCGCAGUAUUGGCAGUGAUUAAUGACUAAAAUAUCGAUACAAAAUUCACCAGAAUUCAAUACGAUCUGGAAGCGCUGAAUUUCAUUUCCAUGUUUUUGUAUUUCUUGAGGAAAUAUCAAUGUAUUCGAUUACGGCACAUUUAUUCACAUAAAAACGAAUGUCGUGUCGACUAAAAUCAAAUAUGACAGGAUUGCCGAUAUCAAAUAAGUUAUAUCAUUCACUUAAAUCGCGAGGAAUUUUCUUUGGGAGGAAAGACAAUCUAUCAAUUAUUGGAACUAAACAGCUGAUGGUCUUUAAAGUUGAAUGAAGUCUGAAUCGCUUCACUGAUUGGUGGAUACCUCGUCACGUGACCGCUGAGUAGGUCGAUGGUGGAGAUGAUUUGAGUUAUCAUAAUAUGACACAUAGAAGGGGGAAUGAAAUAAAUUUCAGCAACAGAGACAUGCACAAAACCGCGUUUUAUAACCACCCGGCCGUGUUUCAGAAUUACUUCCCCGGCGAUACAAAUUACGCUUACGAUGUUCCAUAUGGGCAAUCAAACAUGUCUCCGCAUACAGGAGAUUUCUACUCCCAGCCAUCGUGCGCAGUGCAAAACAACAGUAUACCAUCUCCUAGUGGACCCUACAACGCCCAAUACACAAGCUCAGAGGGGUUCUCCAACCACUUGACCGGAGUGGGCAGUCCGAAUACUGCUCCUUAUGGAAACAAAGGGGAAAUUUAUCCGUGGAUGAAAGAAUCGCGACAGAACUCGAAACAACGCCAAACAGCAGCUCAGCAACAGCAACAACAGCCACAACAGCAACCUCAGCAAAACCAACAGUCACAGGGACAGCCAGGACAGACUACACAGCCGCCGGGACCUGAACCAACCAAGAGAGCACGGACGGCAUAUACCAGCGCCCAGCUUGUGGAGUUAGAGAAGGAGUUUCACUUCAAUCGCUACCUCUGUCGUCCACGACGGAUUGAAAUGGCGGCGCUAUUGAGUUUGACGGAAAGACAGAUCAAAAUCUGGUUCCAGAAUAGGAGGAUGAAGUUUAAGAAAGAGCAGCGCCAAAAACCGCAUUCCGACAAGUGUAAACACGACGGGAACAUAUCCGGAAGUGAAAGUGACAGUCAAGGGUCAGCUUCAGGAGACAGACUUGCUAGUGAUUGUGGGAAGUUGAGUCCGGAUGACCUGGUGCAUCCCCAAUCACCACAUGGUUUGCAUUCCGUAAUGAGUGCGCAUAACACACACACGAACCACAAAACACCGCGUUCUCCACAAAUCUCGUGCCAGAGCUUACGAAACCAGUACCUCACCGAAAAUACCAACCAUUACUUCCGGGAACAGGCCUCACCACGUCAGACACAGUCAAUAUCCCCACCGCAUUAUAACGACAUGUACCAGCAUUCACAACAUCCGGUUUACAACCAUCUCCCUCCCGAUAAUUCAGGAUACCCUGCUUCGGGUCCAUACAACGCCAACAGUCCCGUGUAUCCUGAUUUACCUCCCAUCAGUGCUCAACUGGAGCCGGGGAAUUCCCACCAUUUUUCUUCCAACAUGGGAUAUACGGCAGGGAUUCCAAAUUCUAAUUGUUAUUCUCAGGGUUCUUAUGACUAUGUGCCAAAAUUGACACACCUGUAAUAUUUGUAGAAUAUUGAAAUUUUUGUUAGAUCUUGUAGUGUCUUCAAAAAAUGUUGAAAAAUGACGGAAGCUUACUUUUGAUAAACUGCUUUGUAUGUUUUAGUCCGUUAGUCUGGAAUAAUUUCAUCAUCUGGAGACAAGUGCAAAGUUAAGAAGUUGCAGAUUUUAUUGAGCAAGUUCCAAGUUUUCUUUUCAAGCUUUUGGAUUCUCACAUCUCUGUAUAUCCUGCAAUAAAUCUAAUUGAUUUCACACUAUCAGAAAUCAUGGAGAGUAAUACAGAGAUCGGAAUUAAAUGGAAACGAUAGCCUUAACGACCUGCCGGACUUGACACAUUCUUAAUAAAGUAAUGAUCUUUUAAUAGUGUCCUCCAGCGAUGAAAUAUACAGCUGUAUUAGGAUACUGGUCACUUACAGACAAUGACCGCAAUAUGGUCGACUAUCAACAGCUUUGCCAUGCCGACCACCGCCCGUAAUGAGCUUUGGGCGCAAUAGGACUAUAUGCGCAUGCGAAAUUUUCAGAGAACGUUUUGAAUAUUUUGAGAAGUUGACAAAAUAGAAGAAAUGUAUAUUCUUUCAGUUUUUAUGAACUAGUAUAUAUGUAAGUAAAAUGCAGGGUAAUCUUUGUUAUGACAAACGAGAAUUUCAUAUAUAUAUAUUGUAAUUUUUUCCUUUAUUUGUCCGGUUUUUAUCGUUAACGAGAAGACUUAUUUUACAUGUCUUGUAGAUAUUUCUUGUUUGCAUGCUAAGUGAUAGGAUUGCAGACUAAUAAAAGUUCUGUUUUCGACUACA
Molecule: messenger RNA, 2658 nt
Organism: Ostrea edulis (European flat oyster)
Lineage: Eukaryota; Metazoa; Mollusca; Bivalvia; Ostreida; Ostreidae
Product: homeobox protein HOX3-like
Exons: 3
Coding region: 644-1870 (408 amino acids)
Biological process (GO): regulation of transcription by RNA polymerase II
Cellular component (GO): nucleus
Molecular function (GO): DNA-binding transcription factor activity, RNA polymerase II-specific; RNA polymerase II cis-regulatory region sequence-specific DNA binding
Source: RefSeq, a predicted model, not a curated record